AUGUCUGCUUACUGUCAAGCACUCAAGGUGAUUUUUGACCAACUGACUAAUCUUGGCUCCCCGAUUACCGACGAACAGCUUGUUUUGCAACUUCUUACCGGCUUGAAUGACCAAUAUGAGAACACAGCAUCAGUUAUACAACAGAUGAAACCCCUGCCCGAUUUUUACGACACGCGAUCCAGGCUGUGCAUGGCUGAAUCACGCAAGCUCAAUCAGGUCCGACAUGCGGCACGGACGGCUGGAACGGCUCUCAACGCCACCGUCGAAUCACGAGACAAGCCCGAGCACAGAGAACAACGCGCGGAUAUCUCCGAGCGGGGACGCGGUAGGAGCCGCGGACGUGGCCACGGUCGUGGUCAGAAUGGCGGCUGGAACGACGGUCGGGGUAGCGGCGGUCGUGGGAGCGGGUCCUCCUCCUUCGGUUAUGGUGGACAGAACUCAACGCCUGUUACUACUCCUUUUGGUGGAUUUUACUUGUGGACCUUCUUUGCUCCUUGGGCCGGCCCAAAUAAUAAUGGCACCCAGCCACAACAAUCACAACAAUGGAACAGUUAG
Molecule: messenger RNA, 555 nt
Organism: Helianthus annuus (common sunflower)
Lineage: Eukaryota; Viridiplantae; Streptophyta; Magnoliopsida; Asterales; Asteraceae
Product: keratin, type I cytoskeletal 10-like
Exons: 1
Coding region: 1-555 (184 amino acids)
Source: RefSeq, a predicted model, not a curated record